AUCCUUUCUUGCCUAGCCAAGUACCUCAUAUUUCUCCUUCUUUCUUUCGUAAAUAAAAUCACACAUCACUCACCUCUACUCCUCAAUCAGUAUCUUCAAAAUAUAGAGAGACACAUUUUGUUUCAUCUUUACGAUUUCACGAGAGAUGAUAAAGUUUCAAGGACUCGUUCCAUCGACCUUUGUCCUCUUACUGACACUCUCUCUGUGUUCUGCCGAAAAUGAUGUUUUUUCUUCCACAGGGUAUGCCCAAAUUGAGUGCUUGAGAGUACCGCCGUUGGAGUUCGCCGGAGCGGCAAAAACCGCCGUCGACUUAGUCAGGAAAGCCGGAGCUUUAGUGUCGAAAUUCGACAAGAAAUUUGGGAACUCACGUGUGGGCCAUGCCAUUCUUGAUUGCCUUGAUCUUCUUGAUUCUGUCUCUGAAGAGCUUUCUUGGAUCAUAUCUGCCUCUCAGAACCCCAACGGUAAGGACAAUAGUACAGGAGACGUGGCUUCGGAUCUAAGGACGUGGAUAAGCGCCGCCCUUUCUAACCAGGACACCUGUCUAGACGGCUUCGAGGGCACUAAUGGAAUUGUCAAAAAAGUUGUGGCCGGUGGUCUAAGCCAGGUCGGUAAAACCAUUCAAAACCUACUAACAAUGGUCCACUUUUCCUCCAAACCCAAACCUAUGCCCAAUAGAGCCCACAAGACAACCACCGGUCAUAGCGGCUUCAGUAAGUUUCCCACGUGGGUUAGACCCGGUGAUCGAAAGUUGCUACAGAUUGAUGGCUUAUCAACAGCGGCCGAUGCAGUUGUAGCAGCAGACGGUACAGGGAACUUCACGACAAUAAGCGAGGCGGUGCUGGCCGCACCGGACUACAGUACAAAAAGAUAUGUGAUACAUGUGAAAAGAGGUAUAUAUGUCGAGAAUGUAGAGAUUAAGAAGAAGAAAUGGAACAUUAUGAUGGUCGGCGACGGCAUUGAUGCCACCGUGAUCACCGGUAACCGAAGUUUCAUCGACGGUUGGACUACAUUCCGUUCUGCUACUUUUGCUGUGAGCGGGAGAGGAUUUCUCGCACGGGACAUAACGUUUCAAAACACAGCAGGACCGGAAAAACAUCAAGCAGUUGCAAUCCGGUCAGACUCGGAUCUCGGAGUUUUUUACCGAUGUGCGAUGAGAGGUUAUCAAGAUACUCUCUACGCCCACACAAUGCGUCAAUUCUUUAGAGAAUGCAUUAUAACGGGCACCGUGGAUUUCAUGUUUGGAGACGCUACAGCUGUAUUUCAAGACUGCCAAAUCAAAGCAAAACAAGGCCUACCAAACCAGAAGAACAGCAUCACGGCUCAAGGACGUAAAGAUCCUAACCAGCCAACCGGAUUCAUGAUCCAAUUUAGUAACAUAACGGCUGACACAGACCUACUUCCAAACUUAAAUACCACUGCUACUUACCUGGGUCGGCCAUGGAAACUAUAUUCUAGAACAGUGUUCAUGCAAAACUACAUGAGUGAUGUGCUCAAGCCCGAAGGAUGGCUCGAAUGGAACGGCAAUUUUGCGUUGGACACGUUGUACUAUGCCGAAUAUAUGAACAACGGACCGGGGGCUAGCCUUGACCGUCGUGUUAAGUGGCCAGGGUACCAUCUGUUGAAUAAUUCGGCAGAAGCUAUUAACUUUACGGUGGCACAGUUCAUAAAAGGGAACUUAUGGCUGCCUGCAACAGAACAACUUCACUAUCUAAUGGCACAACCUUUCAAAUGGAACAAACCAAGAAUCAUGCAAUUGAGGUUUACAUGCAACCAAAAGAUUUUCAAGCCUGACAUGUACACCUACUACUCUGUAGGAGGUUGUGAUUCUCCAGGCAUGGACGUUAUGAUAAUCAAAGUAGUAUCAAGUGGCUGUUCAGUUUUGCCGAUGAUGUUGACGACUUCUGUUGCGUACAUUUUAAAGAAGAAGAAGAUAGCACAGAGAGAAGCAAGAGAGCAUAAUAUAGAUAGAGCAUUCAACUGGAUACUUCCACUGGAUACUUCCGGAUAGAAAUGCUGGAAGCUAUGAGUGAUAUGAUAUGAUUUGCUUGUAAUCAGUUAUUGAGGAACAAAGUUUCCAACAAUAAAAUCUAUAUGGAGUUUCUUAAGGCUUACAAUCUUCAUGAAUCAGUAUUUUUGAGUAUUUCAUUGUAUAAUAAGAAAAAAUGAAUUUUUUUCUUCA
This is a messenger RNA of Raphanus sativus (radish), 2179 nucleotides long. Its product is annotated as probable pectinesterase/pectinesterase inhibitor 32. The transcript is spliced from 5 exons. The record is from RefSeq and is a predicted model, not a curated record. NCBI's taxonomy places the organism in Eukaryota, Viridiplantae, Streptophyta, Magnoliopsida, Brassicales, Brassicaceae. Gene Ontology annotation, biological process: cell wall modification. The coding region runs from base 146 to 2008 and encodes 620 amino acids. Gene Ontology annotation, molecular function: pectinesterase activity; pectinesterase inhibitor activity.